Messenger RNA from Boleophthalmus pectinirostris (great blue-spotted mudskipper), 1987 nucleotides. RefSeq names its product phosphoglucomutase 3 (gene pgm3). Gene Ontology annotation, molecular function: magnesium ion binding; phosphoacetylglucosamine mutase activity. NCBI's taxonomy places the organism in Eukaryota, Metazoa, Chordata, Actinopteri, Gobiiformes, Gobiidae. Gene Ontology annotation, biological process: UDP-N-acetylglucosamine biosynthetic process; carbohydrate metabolic process; hemopoiesis. The record is from RefSeq and is a predicted model, not a curated record. Bases 116 to 1756 code for a protein of 546 amino acids. The transcript is spliced from 13 exons.
GGGUGUACGUGCUUACGUCAUCACGCAUACAACGAAGCCACGUCCACAAUCAAACCGGAGGAGCAGGAAGUCUUCCCAAUGCCAACGCUACAUUUGUAAUUCUCUGCAAGCAAACAUGUCUGCCCUGUUUCCUGAAGUAACCAAACUCUCCAGUCUGCACCCAAAGCCUCGCGGUCUGGUUCUACAGUAUGGCACAGCUGGAUUCAGGACCAAUGCCAAAGUCUUGGACCACAUCAUGUUCAGGAUGGGACUGCUGGCCACACUGCGCUCCAAGAAAACUAAAGCCACCAUUGGAGUUAUGGUUACAGCAUCACACAACCCAGAGGAGGAUAAUGGUGUGAAGCUGGUUGACCCAAUGGGAGAGAUGGUUACUCCAACUUGGGAGGGCUAUGCUACACAACUGGCCAAUGCUGAAAAUGAAGACUUACUCACAGCUUUGAAGGACAUAAUAGCAAAGGAGGAAAUAAACAUGAGCCAAGAAGCAAAUGUUUUUGUGGGCAGGGACACCAGGAGCAGCAGUGCCAGUCUGUCAAAAGCUGUCCUGGAGGGCGUCUCUUCUCUUGGUGGUCUCAGUAAAGACUAUGGCCUGGUUACGACUCCACAGCUUCAUUACAUGGUUUGCUGCCAAAAUACUCAAGGGAAAUACGGAAAAGCUACAGUGGAAGGCUACUACAAGAAGCUUUGUCAGGCAUUCAUAAAGCUCAUCAAGAAUGCAUCAAACUGCACUGACGACCAGAAGCAUCUUUCCUUGGAUGGUGCUAAUGGGAUUGGAGCUUUGAAGGUUAGGGAGAUGGAGAGUCACUUAGCCAAAGAGCUACAGAUCUCUCUGUAUAAUGACGGCAGCAAUGGGAAGCUGAAUUAUCAAUGUGGAGCAGAUUUUGUGAAAGUACAGCAGAAAGCUCCAACAGGAUUUGAGAUUAAACCUGGGGAACGCUGCUGUUCUUUUGAUGGUGAUGCUGACCGCAUUGUUUACUACUACAGUGACUCUGAAGGACAGUUCCACUUGCUGGAUGGAGAUAAAAUAGCAACACUUAUCAGCACUUUUCUAAAAGAACUGCUCACACAGGCAGGCCUGAAUUUGAAUAUGGCAGUAGUGCAAACUGCGUAUGCUAAUGGAAGCUCAACAAGGUAUCUUGAAGAAACUAUGAAGUUAACUGUAAAAUGCACUAAAACUGGGGUCAAACAUCUCCACCAUGUAGCACAGGAGUUUGACAUAGGCGUGUACUUUGAAGCUAAUGGCCAUGGAACAGUGCUCUUCAGUAAAUCUGCAGAAGACAAAAUCCAGCAGCUCAUUGACAAUCCAAACAGUGAUGAUGAAAAUAAGAGAGCAGCUCUCCUGCUUCAGAACACCAUUAAUGUUAUCAAUCAGACUGUAGGAGAUGCCAUCUCUGACAUGCUGCUAAUUGAAGCCAUAUUGGCCAUCAAAGGAAUGACAGUCCAGCAGUGGGAUGCGAUCUACACUGAUCUACCAAACAGGCAGCUAAAAGUUAAGGUUGCAGACCGUAGAGUAAUUGACACAACAGAUGCAGAGAGGCGAGUAGUGAGCCCGGCAGGUUUGCAGGAUGCCAUUGAUGCCUUGGUGAACAAGUAUAGUCUGGCACGCUCUUUCGUCAGACCCUCUGGCACUGAAGACGUGGUCAGAGUCUAUGCAGAGGCAGACACUCAGGAGAGCACUGAUACCCUUGCACAUGAAGUAAGUUUGGCAGUCUACCGUCUCGCUGGAGGUGUGGGUGAUGAACCAAAGCCAUUGCACUAGAAGUAAAUAAUUCAAAUUCAAAUUGGUGCUUAUUGCAAAUCUACAUAUCAUAACACAUCAUAUCGUUGUAUUUAAGCCUUUUCUGAAGUGCCACAUUAUUAAUGGCAUAAGAUCUAACAUUCUCAGAGAUAUAAGAUUCACUUUUAUUAACUCAAUCAGAUGUUUACAUGUGGCAGUUGUCUUAAUUGCACUUUUGAUUGCAGAUUUGAAUAAAAAAAAUGUGAAUAAUAA